Messenger RNA from Thelazia callipaeda (thelaziosis nematode), 147 nucleotides. The record is from the annotation of a GenBank genome assembly. NCBI's taxonomy places the organism in Eukaryota, Metazoa, Nematoda, Chromadorea, Rhabditida, Thelaziidae.
GCAUUUCAAAAAAGUCCUUUAAUUCGUUUUGGAAAACGAUUUGCGAUGGAAGAUGGACUUUCGGAAACUUUAGCACGUCUUCAACAACAACAGCAUCUUCUAGAUCAAGAGCAAUACCUUAAAGGCAAGAAUCGCUUUCGUCGAUGA